CCUGCUCAACACUGAGCAUGCGCUAAAAUGCUUGUUGAUAUGUUGGUAGCCAGGUCAAUUUUAAUGUGCUUUUGGUGACAUUGACAAUGACAGUUCUACACGGACAUAAGACGUGAAAGUGUGAACUCUUGUAUGGAUAUUUUCUAAGCUAAUAUUAAUCAUUUUAUAAUAAAUGAAGCCAGAUGAUCCUAGCUCAUGGAACACAAGCCAUCACCUCCAAGAAGACCUAAACCUGAAAGGGAGAGGGCAUUUUAUGAAACACCUGAACAUGUAAAAACCAGUGCCAAAAUAGUCAAUGAGGCUCGGUCCUCUCUGCGCACUGUAAAAACUAACCGUCCGUUUACUCCAAAACCUGAAGAAAGAACUUUAUUUGGAAGCGCAAGUAACAGAGAUCCUCAAAAUAGACCUCCAAGUGCAUUUAGUCUUGGCUCUCACCACUUUGAUGGUAGUGAAUCCAGACCAACAUCAGGAACGAGACCUGUUUCAGGAACAAGACCCGUUUCUGGCACUGCAAGACUUACACCACUCGGCCAUAAACCAAAGACACCCCCAGCUGGUGUUGUCAGUCCUCCAGUACCCAGGCCCCCAGUAGAUCCUAACAGACCAAUCCGCAGAACAGGUUCCAGAGGAAGACUGCUUCAUUCACUAAGCGUAGAGAGCAGUUCAGAAGAAAUAUCCCUGAAAACACGAUCAGGAUCUCUGCAAGAUGUGUCAUCAAGUGGCAAAGAAGAAGUAGCUCCAGAUGUGCUGACCAGGAGAGUCCACAGUGGACCAAAGGAGAGAGUAGGGCAGCUCUUAGAAGAGAGAGGAGUGGGGGAUGGGAGUGAGAGUGUUCACAGACCUCCUAGUGCUGUUACUACUACCUCUAUUAGCAGCCAGAUUGGAAGUGACAAUGAACUCCGUGUCAAAAGUGGUGGAUCUUCUAGAAGGCCUUCAAGUGGUGGUAAACCAGGGAGUGGUGGUAAACGUGAAGAAGAAACUCCAGCAGAAUCUCAAUUUUUCAACAAAAACAUUGCACCAAUCUUAGAGCAAAUGGCUGCUCUGAGAAAAGAAAAAGAUGCCACUGAGUUGAGCAACCUGUGUAGUAUGUUGUACUGUACACUGGAACAAGGCAACAUGUUGGGCAGGGCUUGCAAAAGACGGUCUGCUAUACUGAAAACCAUCUUUAAACUUCUUGAUUCUGAGUCUCCAGUGCUGAGAGUUAGGCUAGCCAAACUCAUAUUGGGGUUGAAAAUCACAGGCAACAAUCUGACAAGCGUUUGCAAACUGAUAUUUAAAAUCAGCAGGGAAGAAAGCAAUGACAUGCUUUUUAUUGAAGAGGAAAUGAUCGCUCCCCUUUUGGAUACCAUGUGCACUACAGAUCUGUCCACUUCACAGGAUGCACUAGUCUAUCUUCUUGGUGCUCUCAAGUUUCUCUCAGGAAAUACCACUGUAGGCCAGCAUCUCACCAGACACAGGGCUGUGGAGGCUUAUGGAAAGCUGUUAAAGGCCAUCAACACAGCUACUGCUGACAGUAAAGAAAAAAUGGGCAAUGUUCUAGUUCAGCUCACAGCAGGACUCAGAAACUUAGUUGAUAAUGAGGAAAACAGAGAGGACAUGGUCUCUAGCCAUGUUAUAGAAGAGAUGGAGAGAUCUACACAGCUGUAUAGUGCUGACAGUGAAGUGGUACACAAUAUUAUCAGAAUUUUUAGCAAAGUGACCCUGCAUUCAGACUGCUGCAACGCAUUGAACAGUAUUCCGUCCACAUACAAGUCUUUCCUAUAUUUGCUCAAUCAGUACAUCCAAAAACAGGAUCUUAUAGUACGCCUGACCUUUGUGAUAGGCAACCUGACGGCCAAGAGUGAUGAUGCUAGGCUACGCUUUUUUCAAGAAGAAAAUGCUUUCAAAACCAUCUUGAAUAUUUUCAAAACUUACUUAGAAUUGGACAUGAAGUCUUUCUCAAAACACAAGGAAGAAGUCAAGGAAAGUGGCACUGGCUCUAAACAUCCAGAUACUGUGGAAGACAUAAUGAUCAAAGUGGUCCGUGUAAUAGCCAAUCUGUCCAUAAAUGAAGAAGUAGGAAAACAACUGGCCACCAAUGAAAAAUGUGUAGAAUGGCUUCUACACAUUAUAGAUACAAAGGACAUGUCAACAAGUGAAGAGCUAGUACUUAAUUCGGUAGCAACAAUCAACAAUCUUUCAUUUUAUCAUGUGCCAGGCAGUGCUGUGGUUAAGAAACAGCAGCAGGUCACAGAAAGUUUUUUGAAACUGCUCAAUGUACAGCAUAUGGAGGGUUUUGUAGAAGCUUCCAGAGUGUAUGGGAACCUCACAAGACACAAGGCUGUCCGGGACUUCCUAGCUGCUAAUAAGGUGCCAGAAAUGAUGGUGGCAUUGCUGGAUUCUGGUAGCCGAGAGGUAGUCUACACUGCAUGUGGUGUCCUUAUCAACCUCAUGGCUGAUGAAAACAAGAGACACAUUCUCAAGGAAGAAGGAGGGAUUUCAAAGCUGAUAGAUGUGUUGCGUGACUUUGGUCGCAGUGACUGGCAGCUGGGCAGUAUGGUGUGUCAGAUCCUGUGGAACUACAGUGCCAGGAUCACCAGCUCUACAGACUGCUAUGGAGAGAAAGAAGCACAGGAGCUGGCAGAUCUCCUAAUUGACUACCUGGAUGAGGAGACUGCCCUGGAUUCCAGUGAUACAGCAGGAGUAGAGGAGGCUAUGCUGGCAUUCCUGAGAGAUGUAUGGGAGGAGGAGUUCUGUCCGGUUGCAAACAAGCUGCUAAAUCGAAUAGAGUCCCACCAGUCAGAUUUUGAACCUCUUCCUGUCCCAAGCUGAUAGAACAUUCCUGUUUUAUUUCCUUUACUAGUAUGUUCCCUCACUGGAAUAUGUGAAGCAUAUUUCUGCAUUAGUAUAGUAUAUUCUUGUAUCAGGAUUCCUUUACUUGAGGGGUAUAUCUUUUACAAAAAUGUCACUGACACUGUAAUUUUACUGUCAUAACUCAAAAUAUGUAAACUCCUUUUUCAUUAAAGGAAUAUAUAUCCUACACAAGGAUGAAAUGUUUCUUAUGGGAAAAGUGAUUUUUUUUUCUGACUGACUUAAGUUUCACCUAACCAUUACAUAUAAUAGCUGGAAUAAUGUUCAUCAGGCUGUUAAAUUUGAGUCAAAGUAAGUUUUUAGUGGUCUAAAUAUUGUCAUUUGCUGAAAAUAAAGGUUUUGUGGUCAUAGUUUGAACUGCUCAUCACAUUGUUGCACUACUGUAAAACAGUAGCAUUUUCAUAGGUCAUGCUUGCUUAUUUUUUGUGGUAUCAAAAUAAAUUUUCAUUAGAAUAAUAUUAGAUUGGCACAAAUUAUUCAAAUAUUUUUAAAAAAUCUGGUACUGCUGUAAAACAGUGGCGUUUUCAUAGGACAUGCUUGCUUAUUUUUUGUGGUAUCAAAAUAAAUUUUCAUUAGAAUAAUAUUAGAUUGGCACAAAUUAUUCAUAUAUUAAAAAAAAAAUCUGGUACCAAGUUUAAUCAUAGAUAUUUUAGCGGAACUGAUAUGCUAGUCCAAGCUAAGCCUUUUCAUUUGAUAUCUGAAUCUCACUUGUAGUGUUAGUUUGCUCCAUUAAUUCAAGAGUACCACACUUUGUUGCUCACAAUAUAUUGUGUUAAGUAAAUGUUAAUGUGCAAAUGCAGAAUAUUUCACUGAGAUAUGGUUGCUGUUAGCUUUUGAUAGACUGUUCAAAGGCUAUGAAAUGUUUUGAUUAGUACACAUUGUUAUUUAUAAAGUCAUCUUUCCUGUGUUUGUGUAGCAUGAAGCUGAGCCUUUAGAUUUCUAAAGUGCAGGAUUAUUAAAUUUGAAGGCAGUUAGAAGCAGUAUUAUAUACUUGUAUAUAAGUCUAUGCAUUAGUACAAGUACUAGUAACUUCACUAAUGCAUAUUUGGAGAUGUACUGGAUAUGCAAACUUUCCGAGUUCAAUCAAUCAGUAUUUUAAUAUAUGUUGCGAAUAGAUUUAAAUUAUCCUACUAAUUUUGCUGAAGUUAAAAUGAAAUAGUGAUAGGUGAUUUUAUGUAAUUAUGAGGGAAAAAGCAACCUUCCAAUCAGUGAUGACUACAAUAAUAUUAAAGUUUUGAACUCUGAUGUUCAGGACACCAUCUCUUCCAAGUCAACUUCAGGUCAGAUUGUUAAUUAUGUAUAUGGUGUCUGACAUUAAGCUCAACUUUUUGUUUAUUGUCAUCUCUUCAUAUCAUGUUGCUCUUGUGUAUUAAAGAUUGUAGUGUGAAGUGUAAAGGUGUUGCACAGACUUAAGCAAAAAGAAAAAAAGCAGCACGAUCGUGACUGUUUACAGAUUUUAUAGUACAUGUAACAAUGUUAAACAUGUUACACACGGAUUGAAGUUUGUACAAGGGUGUUCCUAAGUUAUAAAUGAAGUCUAAGAAAAUAUUGAAGAAAUAUUUUAAGAAAGCCAAGCUAGUACGAUACCAUAGAAGGUAAAUCCUGCUUACAGUGCUUUGAGUGCAUGUCAA
Lingula anatina is the source of this 4481-nucleotide messenger RNA. Its product is annotated as armadillo repeat-containing protein 2. NCBI's taxonomy places the organism in Eukaryota, Metazoa, Brachiopoda, Lingulata, Lingulida, Lingulidae. The record is from RefSeq and is a predicted model, not a curated record. Gene Ontology annotation, molecular function: protein binding. Gene Ontology annotation, biological process: cilium organization.